Messenger RNA from Coccinella septempunctata (seven-spotted ladybird), 798 nucleotides. RefSeq lists its product as uncharacterized. The coding region runs from base 16 to 717 and encodes 233 amino acids. The transcript is spliced from 2 exons. Lineage: Eukaryota; Metazoa; Arthropoda; Insecta; Coleoptera; Coccinellidae. The record is from RefSeq and is a predicted model, not a curated record.
AAUGUACAAAUCUCGAUGCAUGUUGGGACCGGCAAUAAUCAGACAUUCAUCGAUGUCAACAAAUUGUUUGUAUCAUUGGGUACAAAUUUGUGCUGUGCAUUGCCAGGAUAUCAUGCCUUCACUGGAUGCGAUUUCAAUUCAGCAUUUUACCGUAAAGGAAAAAAAAAACCGUUUGAAAUUCUCCGGAAGUCUCCAACGUAUAUCCAGGCACUGAGUGGCAUUUCACAAAUCCCCAAUUGUGACAUCGAUCAAUUGUUGACAGACUUGGAAAGCUAUGUUUGCAGAAUAUAUGGAUUUGCAGGAGUUGAUGAUGUUAACACUGCUCGUGUGUUAACAUUCAACAGAGCAUACGGCAAUAAAGAUGACUGCAAUCCAAUAAAUUUGGAAAAAAAAAUUGACGGAUCUUUAUUCCCGCCCUGUAAGGCUGAACUGAACCAGCAUUUCAUCCGGACGGCAUACAUCGCCCACCUUUGGAGCAAUGCACAUCUCCCUGUCCCUACUAACUUAUUACCAUCCGACUAUGGAUGGGAGAAAAUUGAAGACAAAUAUUUUUUUAAAUGGUUUGUGGGAGACCAACUGCCACCAUCUAUUACUAGCAUCAGUAAUAUGGACUUGAACAUUGAAGAAGAACACGACACAGAAACGGAUGGAGUGUGCGAUAUAACAAUCGACAAUUCGGACGAUAGUGAAGGUUCGGAUGAAGAGGAAAAUUUGUAAAUACUAAAUUAAAAUUUCUGUCAUGUGAAUAAAUAAAUAAAUAAAUCGAUAUUUUGAUGUUGAUAACUAAUUAAUGAAAAU